Molecule: messenger RNA, 783 nt
Organism: Mitosporidium daphniae
Lineage: Eukaryota; Fungi; Microsporidia
Exons: 1
Coding region: 1-783 (260 amino acids)
Cellular component (GO): mitochondrion
Molecular function (GO): protein-containing complex binding
Source: RefSeq, a predicted model, not a curated record
AUGCCUCAUAUUUCGCCAAAGACCAUCAUCAUCUUGGGGGGCAGUGGAUUCCUUGGAAGACACAUUUGCGAGCUUGGGUCGUCCCUUGGCCACAAGAUGAUCUCGUUGUCCAGAUCUGGAGGCCCCGACACAUCUUGUGCCGCAAAUGCGGUCGAAUGGAGGAAAUUUGACAUUUUCGAUGCAAUGCCCGACUCGUGUGUCAAUGUCGACCAGCUGGAUGCCGGCGUGAAAGACAUCUUUUCCAAUGCCGAUGCGGUGAUCCAUUCGAUGGGCAUUUUGUUUGAACCCAGCUUCUUUGACUACAAAAAGAUCCUCAAUUGCAAUGCCUCACAACUGACAUCUACUAAAGACACCUAUGAGCUAAUAAAUAGAGAUUCGGCGCUCAAACUUGCCAUGCUUGCAUACCAGUUUCCAUCUAUAAAGACGUUUGCGUUUGUAUCGGCGUGUCAUGCUUCUUUCCCCUUCAUCCCAGCGCGGUAUCUUUCCGCAAAAAUUGAGGCAGAAAAGGGAGUCUCCUCAUUAGACCGCUUCAGGACCUUGAUAUUCAGACCUGGAAUGAUAUCUUCGCCAGAUCGACCAAUAACUGCCGUCGCAUCCUCUCUUUCAACAUUGUUUCGUUCGAUUCCCAUAUUACCAGAUAUGUGCCCAAGUUGGGCUAAGGCUGAACCUUUGCCUGCCACCGCCGUGGCAAAGGCCAUCAUAUGCGCAAUCGAUGCUGAUGGAACGACGCCCAGUACCGAAAUCUUUGAAAUCGACGAUAUCAAGCAAGAUGUUGGCCAUUAA